Drosophila bipectinata is the source of this 894-nucleotide messenger RNA. RefSeq names its product adenosine deaminase 2-like. Gene Ontology annotation, molecular function: adenosine deaminase activity. Gene Ontology annotation, biological process: inosine biosynthetic process; adenosine catabolic process. Lineage: Eukaryota; Metazoa; Arthropoda; Insecta; Diptera; Drosophilidae. The record is from RefSeq and is a predicted model, not a curated record.
UUUUCCUACUUACCAGCCUUUCGAAGAUAUGUCUGGCAGAUGCUCACAGAGCUCUAUUUCGAUAAUGUCAUGUACGCAGAAAUUCGAUCCUCUCUGAAGAAGCUUUAUGAUGAAAAGGGAAAAGUUUAUCCCAAGGAGUUUACAGCUCGUGAAUACAUUGAUAUUAACAAUAAAUUCGUGAAAAAGUAUCCGGACUUCCUGGGUGUCAAAAUAAUUUUUUGCGGUCAUCGUAAUGAUAUAAAUAGGAUAAGACACUCUGUAAAAGAGUUUAAGCAAUUGCAUAAAGAUUUCCCAAACUUUAUAAUUGGAUACGAUAUAGUUGGUCAGGAAGAUAAGGGACUGACACUGUAUAGUGUCCUGAAUGUUUUGGACGAACUGCCAAAGACAGCUCGUCUUUUCUUUCACGGAGGAGAGACCAAUUGGCUUGGAUCUAUUAUGGACACCAACCUCCUGGAUGCUAUUCUACUUAAAACCAAACGAAUAGGACAUGGUUAUGCCCUUGCAAAGCACCCAAUCCUUAUGGAGAUGGUAAAAAAGAAUUCAAUAGGCCUGGAGGUAAGUCCCAUAUCGAAUCAGGUGCUUAAUCUGGUCUGGGAUAUGCGGAACCAUCCGGCAGCUAUAUACCUGGCCGAAGAUAUCCCGAUGUCGAUUACCAACGAUGAUCCUGGAUUCUGGGAUGCAGAGGGACUGUCCUAUGACUUCUACUACGCCAUAAUGAGUAUGGCUCCAAAUAAUGCUGGACUGAGUUUGCUCAAAGCCUUGGUGUGGCACUCAAUAGAUUACUCCAUUUUGACGUCAGAGGAAAAAGAAAAAGGCCUCAAUAUCUUGAGUCGUCGAUGGGACAAAUUUCUAACUGAAGUGCUUAAUAGGUGGGGUAAAAAGCCAAAAAAGUAA